GACUACGCCAUAUUGGAUUCCCGUAGGUUUCACAGCAUUCUUAGCAGCUUACGAGGAACAGUUUUUAUUAAUGGUCCCGUUAUCAGUUUAAUUUUUUUAUUUAUUUCACCUCUCGCAGCAAAACCCCGAACAGUACAGCGAGCCACGUUAGAUCCAGGCAGCGGCGCAGAUUCAAAACGGGCUCGCUUACGACAGGUUACUUGUCGGGGGAGGGGAGGGGGGGGAGGUUACCAGUCAUCGGACUUGAAUGGAUCCGAGGGUAGCUUGGAUCCAGCCGGAGCAGAAAGGACCUGCGAACGCCUUAUGGAUGCAAAUCUGGGAGACCUCUCAGGGAGUGAGGACGCUCUCCGCUCACAAGCCGAGCCACGCUCAGUGUGUGAGCUAUGCGGCUUUAAUGGCUUUAAAUAAUGCGGCGGCAUCGUGCAAGAGCGUCCGCAGCCCCAGCAACGGCCGGAGUAACGGCAGCGGCCAUCGCGGCGUCGUGAGCUGCUCCGCGAACAGCAGCGGCAGUACAGGCGGGACACCGAUGUCCAACGGGAACCUCCCAGCGAAGGAAGACACCGAGGUAAAGACGCCGAUCCAGAAGCCUGCUUCUGCCUCCCAGGAAUCGGGGACAGAAAGUCCCAUUUCUAGCAGCUCGCUCUACGAAAGGACCUCGGGUGGAAAUGUGGGGGGGAUCGGCGGUGGCGAUCUAGGCGACAGCGUGGAAAACGACGCCGACCUGUAUCAUCAUCAACGCAACCUGGACGCUUUUAAUCUGCAGCGGAUCUGCGCGAAGCAGCAUCAGGUUCACUCCGCUGCAGCGGAUCACCACACACUCGGUCUGCAUCCGGACCGGAGGAAAAGCGACAACAAGGCCAGCACCUAUGGGAUGAAUUACCUGCUUUCGAACUGCACUAAUGGAAAUCAUGUGAAUUGGACGCCGUGGAAGAAGAGGAAAUACAGCUCUGGAGUGCUCGGACUCGAUGAAGAGGUGAGGGACUUCUACAACUUCAUGUGUCCCCGAACUGGAGAGGAAUCUAUGAGGAAGGAGGUGGUGAAGCGGAUAGAGAUGAUCAUCAAAGAGCUGUGGCCUGCAGCUGAUGUCCAGAUAUUUGGCUCCUUCAGCACCGGGCUCUACCUUCCCACAAGCGACAUAGACCUGGUCGUGUUAGGGAAGUGGGAGCGCCCCCCGCUGCAGGAGUUAGAGCAGGCUCUUCGGAAACAUAACGUGGCAGAACCCUUCUCCAUUAAAGUCCUGGACAAGGCUACGGUGCCGAUCAUCAAGUUGACAGACCAGGAGACCGAGGUGAAGGUGGACAUCAGUUUCAACAUGAAAAGCGGCGUCAAUGCGGCGAGCUUCAUUAAGGAAUACUUAAAGAAGUAUCCCGUGCUGCCUUACCUGAUCUUUGUGCUGAAGCAGUUCCUGCUGCAAAGAGAUCUGAAUGAAGUCUUCACUGGGGGCAUCAGCUCUUACAGCCUCAUCCUUAUGGUCAUCAGUUUCCUGCAGCUUCAUCCACGCAUCGAUGCCAGAGACCCCAACCAGAACCUUGGCGUGCUGCUGAUCGAGUUCUUCGAGCUCUACGGCCGCAAUUUCAACUACUUGAAAACGGGGAUCCGCAUCACGAACGGGGGUGCGUACGUCGCCAAAGAGGAAGUAAUGAAGACCAUGACGAAUGGAUACACGCCGUCUAUGCUCUGCAUAGAGGACCCACUGAUUCCAGGCAAUGAUGUGGGGAGGGGCUCUUAUGGUGCCAUGCAUGUCAAGCAGGUGUUUGACUACGCCUACACUGUUCUAAGUCACGCCGUGACGCCGCUUGCCAAGUCGUAUCCCAACAAAUACUGUGAAAGCACGCUCGGGAGGAUAAUUAGAUUAACCCAAGAAGUCAUUGAAUACAGGGAGUGGAUUAUCAAUAAGUGGGGAGGCAAGGAUUCACCGCAAGUGGAGAACAGAGCUGCCUCUCCUAAGGAGCCGGUUUCAGAGCAGGAGUCGUGCGUCCUGGGCGGCAGCAUUGUCGCUUCGGAGGAGCAGCAGAGGGACUCGGUGUCGCCUCACAGCGCCGACUCUCCCAUGUCGAUCUCCAGCCCCAAACAGCACUCAUCAGCCUCGUCGGUUUCCUCGCUGUCUGGAUCCGACAACGACUCUGAUUCAGCACUGCCGUACUCCCUCCCUCCACCGACCCUGUCAGCAUAUGCCUCCUUCCCGGCCCUCGGCCUCGCCUUGCAGCCGGGCAUUCACUUGGGCACCGGAAAGCACGGCAUGGGAGGACACCAUCUGCUCCUUCCUCCAGUGUCACAGGCUCACGUCUCGCUGCCCAGCAGUCUAGCAUUGCACUCCAUGCCUGGCAGACAGGUGUGUAUGGACACUGGGCUCCCCCCCUUCUACCACAUGCCCCCCCCAGCCCAUGCUCAUACCCCUGCCCCUUCCAGCCCCCAGCCUCCGCUCAGCCCCCACUCCAGCCACACGCACAAGAGCGGAACAAAGUUCAACGGGAAGGGCUACCACAACCCAGCGCCGGUGAACGGCGCGGCUCCAGCCAACCGCGGACACACCCACACACAGUACCACCGCAACUCCUGGACACGGCGCAGGAAGAGGGACAGCCUGCCGGUCAGCCUCAGCAGAUAGAAACCACUGCUCAUCCUUUUUUUUUUCCCUCCGUCUCUUUUUCCGGCUGCAAAACUCAAGUUUUCACUCAUGCUGGAGGAGGACGAACAGACGGGCGCGCGGGCAGGAACAGGAUGAGAGACCAGCUGCUUUCACUACGGCGGCUUCUUUCAUCUACUGCAGUAGCAUCCCUUUAGAUCUACAUCUUCCUCCUUUUUUUCCGUUUCUGCGCAGCUUUCUUCUUUGAUGGUUUCAGUAUUAUGUUCCCGUCAGUAUUGUUCCCUCUCCCUUAUUUCAGGUUACUUGUUGUUUUGUCGGUGGUAACGGCAGUACCAGCGUCACUUGACCUCACUCUAACCCCUGCAGCCAAGCAGCUCGUUGUUUGGUGUUACACUUGUUUUUUUUUUUUGUCUUGGUUUU
Molecule: messenger RNA, 3007 nt
Organism: Cyprinodon tularosa
Lineage: Eukaryota; Metazoa; Chordata; Actinopteri; Cyprinodontiformes; Cyprinodontidae
Gene: tent4a
Product: terminal nucleotidyltransferase 4A
Exons: 13
Coding region: 248-2608 (786 amino acids)
Biological process (GO): RNA 3'-end processing
Cellular component (GO): nucleolus; TRAMP complex
Molecular function (GO): mRNA binding; poly(A) RNA polymerase activity
Source: RefSeq, a predicted model, not a curated record